This is a messenger RNA of Corythoichthys intestinalis (scribbled pipefish), 8517 nucleotides long. RefSeq names its product sodium channel protein type 4 subunit alpha B-like. The transcript has 28 exons. Lineage: Eukaryota; Metazoa; Chordata; Actinopteri; Syngnathiformes; Syngnathidae. Bases 542 to 6418 code for a protein of 1958 amino acids. Gene Ontology annotation, molecular function: voltage-gated sodium channel activity. Gene Ontology annotation, biological process: sodium ion transmembrane transport; neuronal action potential; membrane depolarization during action potential. The record is from RefSeq and is a predicted model, not a curated record. Gene Ontology annotation, cellular component: voltage-gated sodium channel complex; axon; plasma membrane.
AGUGCGCUGUCAUUGGGACCUCGAAUCGUAAUCACUUGGCUUUAGCUCGACCCUGCCUAUAGAUGCAGUAAUCCUCUGUGUCCUAGCAGCAUCCCUCCUGAGUCCACCCUGCCACCCACGCCCAAGGCCAUCAUACAGCGGCGCGUCCUCCACACGUUGGGCGGUAAAAUAUUCUUAAACUUCUGUGAUAACGACGAUGAUGGAAGUAGCUGGAGAGUGACAGUGAACAUGAAAACAUGGACAUUGCGCACGUGGUCGGUUUGACUAUGUCUAUCAUAAGGUGAUUAGUGGACAGGCAGUCUAGAAGUUAGUUUUGAGCGCGCAACUGUGGAUUGCAGACACUCUUCCGUCCUGUUUUCUGGAGUUUUGGUUGCCACAUGAAGCGGAAUAAACCCUGAAAAAGAAGACAUGGAUUUUUCACGAAAGUUUUAUCUGCUACUUCCCCUGGAAUCCGUGCAAUUUAACUAUGAAAAUAAUGCUUCAUGUCUCAGAGUUUCAUUGCUGUAAGUAAACUCUAGUACAGAAGAAUCAGGAUGAAAAGAUGGCAGCCAUGCUGUUACCAACGGGUCCUGAUGGCUUGCGGCUGUUUACUCGUGAAUCCUUGGCUGCCCUGGAGCAGCGGAUUGCAGGGGAGCAGGCCAAGAAUGCCAAGGUUUGCAGGGAGACUCACAAGAACGUGGACUCAUCCAAACCCAGGGCCGACUUGGAGGCAGGCAAGCAGCUGCCCCGCAUCUUUGGGGACAUCCCAUCAGAGCUUGUUGGGGUGCCACUGGAAGACAUCGACCCAUUUUAUUUCAAGAACAAGAGGACUUUUAUAGUACUUAACAAAGGGAAGGCUAUCUUCAGAUUCAGUGCCACAUCUGCUCUGUACAUAUUCAGCCCCUUCCACUUCAUCAGAUCGAUCGCCAUCAAAAUUUUAGUCCAUGCCUUGUUCAGCUUAUUCAUAAUGGUCACAAUUCUGACUAAUUGUUUUUUCAUGGCGAUGUCCGACCCAGCUCCAUGGACCAAGCACCUAGAAUAUACUUUCACGGCCAUUUAUACUUUUGAGUCAGCAAUAAAGAUAUUUGCUCGAGGAUUCUGUAUAGUUCCUUUUACCUUUCUGAGGGAUCCAUGGAAUUGGCUGGACUUCAGUGUCAUUGUCAUGGCAUAUGUGACAGAAUUUAUAGACCUUGGAAAUGUCUCUGCAUUACGGACCUUCAGAGUGCUAAGAGCCCUGAAAACCAUCUCAGUUAUACCAGGUCUCAAGACCAUUGUAGGAGCUCUGAUCCAGUCUGUGAAGAAACUAGCAGAUGUGAUGAUCCUAACCGUCUUUUGCCUCAGCGUGUUUGCCCUUAUUGGUCUGCAGCUUUUUAUGGGACUGUUGCGUCAAAAAUGUGUCCGCAGCCUCACGCAGUGCGUCAACUCUUCCUAUAGUCCGAAUAUGUCUUUCACCUGUAACAACAGAACCUGGAACUCCAUGGAAGACUUUCUCACCAGUGACGAUAAUUUUUACAAAGUUGAAGGAGCAAAGGAUGCUUUAAUAUGUGGAUAUGGCAGUGAUGCAGGGAAGUGUCCAGAAGGAUUUGACUGCCUAAAGGUCGGAAGAAAUCCAAACUAUGGCUACACCAGUUUUGAUACUUUCGGUUGGGCUUUUCUGGCACUCUUUCGUCUCAUGACCCAAGACUACUGGGAAAAACUGUUCCACCAGACUCUGCGCUCAGCUGGCAAGACGUACAUGGUGUUCUUUGUAUUGGUUAUCUUCCUGGGGUCCUUCUACCUGGUCAAUCUGAUUUUGGCCGUUGUUGCCAUGGCUUAUGAGGAGCAGAAUCAGGCAACUAUUGCUGAGGCCUGGCAGAAGGAGAGGGAGUUUCAGAUGGCCAUGGAGCAUCUUCGUCGGGAGCAAAGAAUGGCGGCAAAAAGGCAAGCACAGGAGUCUGACUCCAUCUUGUCCCCGGAGUUGUCUCCAUUCCGUGCAAAGUUUGGAAGUAUUAGGCGAUGCAGCACUAAAAGGAGAAGAUCUCACAGGACUUUAUCAGAGGAAACAGCAGAAGAAGCUGAAGAUAAGCUUGACCCACUAGAUGAGCUAAAGCCUCCUUUGUCUCCCAUACCAGCCCACCCCCUUCUGGCCACACUCUCUUCUCAUCCGCUCAGCACUAGGCGAGGAAGCCAAAUCAGCAUUUUCAGCUCAUUUAGGGUGCGCAACAACUCAGACGCUGACUUCGGGGACGACGAGUACAGCAUCCAGGGGGAUGCGUUCAGAAGCCGCGCCAGUUCAACCGCAACACACUGGAAGAGAAGGACGGGCAGUGUGAGGAGCCACUGCUCCCAGGUCUUCACCCCCAGUCUCACAGUAAAUGGGCGGCUCAACAUUUCCCUUGACCAUAAUGGAGUCACUCCAGUGGGGCCCCACAACCUGAACUCUCUGCCAGCUUAUAGCAUGGAGCAGAUCAAAGAGGACACGAAGCCCACGAAUGAAGGGGAAAAUGUUCAAAGGCUUCUUCUUCAGCCAUCCCCAACAGUGACUGAGCAACAUCCUGUGCGCAGAAAACGAGGACUGAGCUCCGUCAGCUUUUUCAGCGACGCCAUGGACGAGCUGGAGGAGUCCAGACAAAAGUGCCACCCCUGUUGGUACACCUUUGCCAAAAAGUACCUGAUAUGGGACUGCUGCAUAUGGUGGCUGAAACUGAAGGAGUGGGUGAAGAUGAUGGUGAUGGAUCCUUUCCUCGAUCUUGGUAUCACCAUAUGUAUUGUCUUGAACACUCUCUUCAUGGCCCUGGAACACUACCCCAUGACUGAGGAGUUCAACACCAUGCUCUCAGUGGGAAAUCUGGUGUUCACAGGGAUCUUUACUGCAGAGAUGAUCCUGAAGCUGAUUGCCAUGGACCCUUACUAUUAUUUCCAACAGGGCUGGAACAUUUUUGAUGGCAUCAUUGUUUGCCUUAGUCUGAUGGAGCUUGGGCUCUCCAAUGUUGAGGGGCUAUCUGUUCUUCGCUCCUUCAGACUGUUGCGUGUCUUCAAACUGGCCAAGUCUUGGCCGACCCUCAACACUCUAAUAAAAAUCAUUGGCAACUCAGUCGGCGCUCUGGGAAACUUAACACUGGUGUUGGCCAUCAUCGUCUUCAUCUUCGCUGUAGUGGGCAUGCAGUUGUUUGGCAAGAACUACCAGGACUGUGUGUGCAAGAUCUCUCAUGACUGUCAGCUUCCUCGCUGGCACAUGAAGGACUUCUUUCACUCCUUCCUGAUUGUGUUCAGGGUGCUGUGUGGAGAGUGGAUUGAGACCAUGUGGGAUUGUAUGGAAGUAGCAGGGCAACCUCUCUGCAUUCUGGUGUUCAUGCUGGUCAUGGUCAUUGGAAACUUAGUGGUACUGAAUCUUUUCCUUGCCCUGCUACUCAGCUCUUUCAGCUCUGACAACCUCUCAGCUCCAGAUGAGGAUGGUGAUUUGAAUAACAUCCAACUUGCUAUCGCUCGCAUCCACUCUGGUCUUUCUUGGCUUGCCACAAAUAUCAUCCACCUCUUCAACCACACUUUGAACUGCAGACGGAAAAACCCUCAAGAGAACUGUAAGGCCUUCAAGCUGGUUGGGAAUCACCUGGAAAGUAACGGUGGAAUUUACAGACUCUAUGGAGAAAAGUACAUUAUCCCAGAAGAGGACAGCUACAUGACUAACCCAAACUUGACAAUUAUUGUUCCAAUCGCACCCGGAGAAUCGGAUGUGGAGUUAAUGGAGGAGGAGGAUGUGUCUGAGUCAUCAGAGGAUGAAGACCACAAAGAGCAGAUAAGCCUUUCAGAAGGCAGCACAGUUGAUCUGAGGAAGCCUGGUGAAGAGCUGGACAAUUUAUCUGAUCUAGCUGAAGAGUGCAUGGAGCCAGAAGAAUGCUUUCCAGAAUUGUGUGUGAAGCACUGCCCGUGCUGUGAAAUUGACAUCAGCCAAGGUCUGGGCCAGGUUUGGUGGAGACUAAGAAAGACCUGCUACCAGAUUGUGGAACACAGCUGGUUUGAGACCUUCAUUAUUUUCAUGAUCCUCCUCAGCAGUGGUGCUCUGGCUUUUGAGGAUAUCUACAUCGAGAAGAGAAAAGUCAUAAAAGUGAUGCUGGAGUAUUCAGACAAGGUUUUCUCCUACAUCUUUGUGCUGGAGAUGUUCCUUAAAUGGAUCGCAUAUGGCUUUAAGAAGUAUUUCACCAAUUACUGGUGCUGGCUCGACUUUCUCAUUGUGGAUAUUGCUACUGACCGAUCUAUUGUUAGGGUGUCUCUGAUAAGCCUGGUGGCAAACUCACUGGGUUAUUCUGAUUUUGCUGCAAUCAAAUCACUGAGGACUCUCCGGGCUUUGCGGCCGCUCAGAGCUCUAUCCAGAUUUGAAGGCAUGCGGGUGGUGGUGAAUGCUCUAAUUGGAGCCAUCCCCUCCAUCAUGAAUGUGCUGCUUGUGUGCCUCAUCUUCUGGCUUAUCUUCAGCAUCAUGGGAGUCAACCUCUUUGCGGGCAAGUUUGGAAAGUGUGUGAACAGAACGGGCUUCACACACAGUUUCCUGGUAGUCAACAAUAAAUCAGACUGUCUGGCCAUGAAUGACACUCAGUACUACUGGACAAAAGUGAAAGUCAACUUUGACAACGUUGGGCUGGGGUACCUUUCCCUUCUACAAGUGGCAACAUUUAAAGGUUGGAUGGAAAUAAUGCAUGCAGCUGUUGAUUCAAGAGGAGUAGAAGAGCAACCCAUCAGAGAAAUCAACCUCUACAUGUACCUUUACUUUGUUGUCUUCAUCAUAUUCGGCUCCUUCUUCACCCUCAACCUCUUCAUCGGUGUCAUUAUUGACAAUUUUAAUCAGCAGAAAAGAAAGAUGAGUGGACAAGAUAUUUUUAUGACUGAGGAACAGAAGAAAUACUACAAUGCUAUGAAGAAAUUAGGAAGUAAAAAGCCACAAAAGCCAAUACCACGACCUACGAACGUGCUCCAAGCCUUCUUCUUCGAUCUUGUGUCCAAGCAAGCUUUCGACAUCAUGAUCAUGAUGCUGAUCAUCGUCAACAUGUUAACAAUGAUGGUGGAGACGGACGAGCAGUCUGACCGCAUGGAGUCCAUUCUCAAUAAGAUUAAUUUGGUCUUCAUUGUGAUCUUUACGGCGGAAUGCCUGAUCAAGAUUUUUGCCCUCCGUUGUUAUUUCUUCACAGUUGCAUGGAAUAUCUUUGAUUUUGUGGUGAUUAUUCUCUCAAUCGUGGGGAUUGUUCUUGCUGACAUCAUUGAAAAGUAUUUUGUAUCUCCAACCUUGUUUCGUGUCAUCCGUCUGGCAAGGAUAGGACGUGUACUUCGACUUAUACGUGCUGCCAAAGGAAUAAGGACUUUACUGUUUGCCUUAAUGAUGUCCAUGCCAGCCCUGUUUAACAUUGGCCUGCUGCUUUUCCUCGUCAUGUUCAUCUAUGCUAUCUUUGGCAUGGCAAACUUUGCCUAUGUGAAAAAACAAGAUGGAAUUGAUGACAUGUUCAACUUUGAGACCUUUGGGAAUAGUAUGAUCUGCCUUUUCCAGAUCAGUACUUCAGCCGGCUGGGACAACCUUCUUAGCCCAAUAAUGUCCAGCUCACCAGAUGAGUGUAAUGUUAAUUUUGUCAAUACUGGCACAAAUACUCGGGGUAACUGUGGAAACCCCUCAGUGGGCAUAGCUUUCUUUGUGAGCUACAUAAUAAUCUCUUUUCUCAUUGUGGUAAAUAUGUACAUCGCUAUCAUUCUGGAGAACUUCAGUGUCGCUACAGAGGAGAGUACAGAUCCAUUGAGUGAAGAUGAUUUUGAAAUGUUUUACGAAGUCUGGGAAAAGUUUGAUUCAGAGGCCACACAGUUCAUCGAGUUCUCCAUGCUGUCGAGUUUUGCGGACACUUUGUCGGAGCCGCUUCGCAUCGCCAAGCCUAACAAGAUCAAACUGAUCGCGAUGGACCUCCCCAUGGUCAGUGGCGAUAGAAUCCACUGCCUGGAUAUCUUGUUUGCCUUCACAAAGCGGGUCCUAGGUGAGUCGGGGGAGAUGGAUGCCCUCAAACAACAAAUGGAGGAAAAAUUCAUGAUGACCAAUCCCUCCAAGAUUUCUCACGAGCCCAUCACUUCCACGCUGCGACACAAACUGGAGGAAGUGUCGGCCAUCAUCAUUCAGAGGUGUUACAGGAGGCAUUUGGUGUGCCGGCAGAUGAAGCAGGCUUCUUACCUCUACAGACAAAUCACUUAUGAGACUGUAGUAGAUGUGGAAAAUGCUCCAGAGACUGAGGGGCUGAUAGCAACUAUGAUCCAUCAUUAUGGGCCUGUGGGAGGCGAGUUUGCAGAGACAACCGAGGGCUCUAUAAUGUCCUCACCGCCGUCUUAUGACAGCGUGACCAGGGCAGCAAGUGACCUCUCGGAUGUCAUCAGAUUAUUAGCCAGAGACUCUGAACAUGGGGUUCCUCAUGAAAACUAUGACGAAACUUUUCUUUGAGAUCAGUUUGUAUGGAGUAUGUUUGGUUUUUUUUUCUGAUGAAAUAUGCUUUGAGCAAAUCACAGUCAAAAAGAUUUGCCUAUUUUUAUAUAUGCAUGGAGUGUGAGAAAGCAGGAUGAAAAUAUGCCAACUCUACACAGGAAGGCCCAAGAUGCAAUUCAAAACCUUUCAAUUGUAUAGUGGGGGCUCAUUGUAUUACAACGCGUUGUAAAAGUCUUUCAAAGCUACACGUUGGCCACAUUUACUUGAAAAUUACAGGUGGCUGAUUUACAAUUUUUUUCUCCUCAGUUUACAUUGAGAUUACGUUUGCUACUUUGGAUUAGACAUCACAAUUCUUCAUUGAGUGAUGAGGAACAUUCUUCUUAUUCAACCAAAAAGAGGAUAUUAUAUUUUCACAUGUUAAUUUUUUUCUUUAAAUCUGCAGCACACUGCAAGUGAAGUGUGAAGUAAGACACACUCAUAAACAUUAUAAACUGCAAGGGCAGUGGUCUCGGUGAGCAACUUAAUCUGAUUGUAAUAGUUAACAGUUCGUCCCUAAUUAUGAUAUAGUAACUAUCAUUUAAAAAUCUGCCUGGAAACACAAGUAUAACAAGUUAACACAUUAUUAGUCAGUGAAUAAACAAUUUGAAAUUAACCUACCACCGCCAGGCUCCCUCUACUGGCUAACCUGGAACCUACAGGCAAAAAUAAGUCUAUAAUUAAUGAGUGUAUUUAACCCAUUCAUGGACUAUGCUCACCACAGUGGACAGCAAUUUAAAACCCUUAUAAACCCAGUGAAUAUUUUUUCAGCCAUUAAAAAAAAACACACACCCCAAAAAAAUAUUAUGACUAUAUUUUUAAAUUAUUAAUAAUUAUUGUGUUUUUAUAUUAUUUUAUAAUUAUAAAUGAAUUUUUAAAUUAAUACAAUGUUAAUUAAAACUAAAUAAAAUAAAAAUAUACAUACUGGUUACGGCUCCAGGUAACGCUACAAACUUGAUUUUUGUUUUAUUUUUAUUUUAAUAGUAUUUAACACAUUGCAUACCAUUGAUGGCGAUAGAUGUCCAAUUCUUUGACACCAGGAAGACUGACUGUGAAUGCUCAUGUUUCAAUGCCACUGACGGCACUAGACAUCCAAUCCAUUUUGAUUGGGAGGGGCAAAUGAAACCUUAUUCAUUUGCCUUCUACCAGUCAAAAUGGAUUGGACGUCUAGCGCUAUUAAUGGCAGCCAAUGAAUUAAAUGAGUGCCAUGUAAGGGUAAAGCAAGCCAAGUAAAAUAAUUCAAAAACAGGGCUCCAAAGAUCGGUGCAUAUACAUCCCUAGAAUAUACUUUUCAAAUGUCAUUCCCAUCCAUCUAUAAAUAACGGAGGAGUAACAGUUUUAAUUCUGCAAUUAAAUAAUCUAAUGAAUAAGCCUUUUUAAAAAAUUGGCUCCAAGGAUUGUUGCAUGAACACCCCAAAAAUAUACCUACCAGUUUUCAUUCUGAUCCGUCCACAAAUAACAGAGGAGUAUCAAAUUUUUUUAGUGUCCUCCCCAAGAACAAAAAGAAGAAAGUGAGUUUUUGAGACCUCCUGGAGCCCUAAACCAAGCCAAGUGAUAUACUUCUUGCUUUACUGGAUGAAAACCCUGUUUUAAAUUCAUGAAAUGUAUUAUUUACUGUAUGAACUAUUAAUCCAAGAAUCUAUGGAAGUGGUCACAGUGAGGAAUCAGUUACCCUACCUAAUGAAUUUAAUUUUUCUAUGUACAGUAUGAGGUCAGUUUGUGUGCCCAAUUCUUUAAAAAGCUGGCUAUUAUAAUUCUUCAAUCAUGUGCCUGAUUUUAAAUGUUGUCUGCACACUCCUCUGAAUCUCUAGACCAUUUCAUUUGACUGUUGAAUGCAGGUGGAGAUGCAUGAAGAGCUAAUUUUGUAAUAUUAACGAUGCAAAAAAAUGUAAAUAAAAUGAUGUAUCGGUUGCACAUGCAAUACAAUACAUAUUUAAACAUUUUGCAGUUAUAUUUAUAUGUAAAUACAAUGAAAGAAAACUUAAGUGACAUGCAUGGUAGCCAUACAAUGUAUGAUCAAAUUCUAUACACACAUACUGUGCUCAUUUUUAUAUGAAAUAUUUUCCUUGAGAACCUGCUAU